AUGGUGGAUAGUAAUCCAGAUGAGUGGCUCGAAAAGAUCAAGAAAUGUCAGUCAUUGACUGAAAAUGAAAUGAAACAAUUAUGUGAAAUGGUUAAGGAACUUUUAAUGGAGGAGAGUAAUAUUCAACCUGUACAGACACCGGUGACGGUAUGUGGUGACAUACACGGACAGUUUCACGAUCUUUUAGAGUUGUUUAGAACUGCAGGUGGAUUCCCAGACUCUGUGAAUUACAUCUUUCUAGGUGACUAUGUCGAUCGUGGUUAUUAUAGUUUAGAGACUUUCACACUUUUAAUGUGCUUAAAAGUGAAAUAUCCAUCCAGAAUUACCAUGGUAAGAGGUAAUCAUGAAUCAAGACAAAUUACUCAAGUUUAUGGUUUUUAUGAAGAAUGUUUAAACAAAUACGGAUCUACUACAGUGUGGAAAUACUGUUGUCAAGUAUUUGAUUUCCUAACGUUAGCUGCAAUCAUCGACGGUAGGAUAUUAUGUGUUCACGGUGGUCUUUCUCCAGAAAUUAGAAUGCUAGAUCAAAUAAGAGUUCUUUCGCGUGCUCAAGAAGUGCCUCAUGAAGGUGGGUUUUCGGAUUUGCUUUGGUCUGAUCCUGAUAAUGUGGAAGAUUGGCAAGUUUCACCAAGAGGUGCUGGAUGGUUAUUUGGAUCCAAGGUCGCUAGAGAAUUCAACCAUGUCAAUGGUCUAAAUUUGAUUGCAAGAGCCCACCAAUUGGUAAUGGAGGGUUUCAAGUACCAUUUCCCAGAGAAGGAUGUGGUUACAGUUUGGUCAGCACCUAAUUACUGCUACAGAUGUGGUAAUGUUGCCAGUGUCAUGAAAGUGGAUGAAGACUUGGAACCCACUUUUAAAAUAUUCUCGGCAGUGCCGGAUGACUACAUUCAAGAGACCGCUGCAAGUAAUAGCACUCAACGUGGUGGAUACUUCUUGUAA
This is a messenger RNA of Zygosaccharomyces rouxii, 936 nucleotides long. It is a transcript of the gene SIT4, whose product is annotated as type 2A-related serine/threonine-protein phosphatase SIT4. Gene Ontology annotation, cellular component: cytoplasm. The transcript has a single exon. NCBI's taxonomy places the organism in Eukaryota, Fungi, Ascomycota, Saccharomycetes, Saccharomycetales, Saccharomycetaceae. Bases 1 to 936 code for a protein of 311 amino acids. Gene Ontology annotation, molecular function: protein serine/threonine phosphatase activity. Gene Ontology annotation, biological process: peptidyl-serine dephosphorylation; G1/S transition of mitotic cell cycle. The record is from RefSeq and is a predicted model, not a curated record.